CAGCGGGAUGCAAAAUGGACAUAUUUAAAGCGACUUUGAAAAAAGCACUCUUCCUUUUGCAGCUUCAAGUAACGUUUAUGAACACAUCUGCUGCAGUUUGUCCCUUUGCACUGGAUAUUGCUUUCUUGUUAGACUCAUCAGGCAGUAUUGGUAAUGUCAGCUACCAAGAUAUGAAAACAUUUAUCAACGAAGUUAUUGAUUGUUUUCACAUUUCGCCCACAGACACAAACGUUGGUGUGGUUAGUUUCAGUUCUAGCGCAAGAACAGAGAUUUCAUUCACGUCUCGGCAAAACGUCGAAAUAAUUAAGUCGAUCGUGAGGAAAAUGGAUUAUGACGGUGGGUCUACGCGGAUGGACCUGGGACUCAAAGAGACUCGAGAAGUGUUAUUUUCUAAACAAGGUGAAAGGAGAAAGAAUAUGCCCGAUGUCUUGUUAGCGAUUACUGAUGGAAAAAGCAAUCAGGGUUAUGAACAACAGUCGAAACAGCUGAAGGAUGAUGGGGUAGUCAUCUUUGCAUUGGGAAUUGGUUCCAAGGUUGACGCGGCUGAACUCAAAGCUUUGGCCUCCGACGAGAGUCAUGUGUUUCGUUUCGCGUCAUUCAGGGAAAUGUCACCGACAGAUAACGCUUUAAAAAUCGCACUGGCUCUUUGUUCAGGUACUCAACAAGUUGUGAUGAGUUAUCAUACCAGUAAAAACCUCGCUAGGUACCAUCUCUAGCUAUCGACCUCUUUACGUCCUCCUAGGCUUGAAAAUUGGUUAAUCGGCUAUGAAGUUCAAAACAGU
Orbicella faveolata is the source of this 782-nucleotide messenger RNA. Its product is annotated as matrilin-1-like. NCBI's taxonomy places the organism in Eukaryota, Metazoa, Cnidaria, Anthozoa, Scleractinia, Merulinidae. The record is from RefSeq and is a predicted model, not a curated record.